This is a messenger RNA of Vombatus ursinus (common wombat), 4849 nucleotides long. RefSeq names its product nuclear prelamin A recognition factor (gene NARF). Lineage: Eukaryota; Metazoa; Chordata; Mammalia; Diprotodontia; Vombatidae. Gene Ontology annotation, molecular function: lamin binding. The record is from RefSeq and is a predicted model, not a curated record. The transcript has 11 exons. Gene Ontology annotation, cellular component: lamin filament. The coding region runs from base 235 to 1605 and encodes 456 amino acids.
AAUGCUAACAAAGGGCAGCAGGAACUGAAAUUCAUUUGAGUGGGAUUGAAGAACUGGUGUGAUAUAUGUUCUUUGUGAGGCAUUUUUUCUGAGAGCAGAAAAAUACACUUUCUGAAUACGUCUCUUUUCUUCGUUCUUCCUAGUCAGUCCGUAUCGAAACACACACGAAGACCAGACUCUGAACCUACCUUCCCGAUAUUUGUGCUAAAACAGCAAUUAAAAACAACUCUCCAAAUGAAGUGUGAAAAUUGCACAAAGAAGGAAUGUAUUAAAAAAACAAACACUGAUGACCAACAAAAUGUAUCACUUGAUACACCAGACUUUAACAGUGAACAUGAAGAGAAAAGUGAGUUCCACAAGUUGGCUGAUGCUAAAAUAUUUCUCAGUGAUUGCCUGGCCUAUGACAGUUGUGUUACUGUGGAGGAAGGAAUAAAAGUUUUCCAGCAGAAUCAGAAGGAGUUUUUUCGUAUACUGAACCUUAAUAAGAAAUGUGAUACUUCAGCCCACAAAGUGUUGGCAGUGUCCAUAUGCCCUCAGUCUUUGCCUUAUUUUGCUGCCAAGUUCAAUCUCAGUGUAACGGAUGCAUCAAAAAGACUCUGUGGUUUCUUAAAAAGUCUUGGUGUACAUUAUGUAUUUGAUUCAACAAUAGCUGUUGAUUUCAGUAUCCUAGAAAGUCAGAAAGAAUUUAUACAUCGAUAUCACCAUCAAAGGCAAGAAGAACAUUCCUUACCUAUGUUUGCUUCUGCCUGCCCAGGUUGGAUCCAGUAUGCAGAAAGGGUGCUGGGUAACCCAGUUACACCACAUAUAUGUACUGCAAAAUCCCCCCAACAGAUCAUGGGAUCACUGGUGAAGGAUUACUUUGCCAGACAGCAGAACUUGUCUCCAGAUAAAAUUUUCCAUAUCAUUGUGGCCCCUUGUUAUGACAAGAAGCUGGAAGCCCUUAGAGAAGAUUUUUACACUGCUUCAUAUAAUUCUCAUGAUGUUGAUUGUGUGUUAACAUCAGGUGAAAUUAUCCAGAUUAUGGAACAAAAAAAAGAAUUCGUGAAAGAAGCUGUAGUAGACACUCUAUUUGGUGAGAUAAAGGAAGGAGACACAGUGAGUGAUGGUGCGACGAGGUCAGAUGGCUACCUGGAGCACAUCUUUAAAUAUGCAGCCAGAGAACUGUUUGACAUGGACAUCAAAGAAAUCACUUACAGAGCAUUGAAAAACAAAGACUUCCAGGAGAUCACUCUGGAAAAAAAUGGGGAAAUAGUGCUACGGUUUGCUGCUGCUUAUGGCUUUCGAAAUAUCCAGAACAUGAUCCUGAAACUUAAAAAGGGCAAGUUCCCAUAUCACUUUGUAGAGGUCCUAGCCUGUCCUGGAGGCUGCUUAAAUGGCAAAGGUCAAACUCAAACUGAAGAUGGGAAACCAGACAAGGCGCUGCUGAGACGAAUGGAAGAAGUGUAUGCUGAGAUCCCUGUGCAGCUUCCAGAAACUAACACACAUGUGCAGAGACUAUACCAAGAGUGGCUAAAUGGUACAGACUCCCCAAAGGUCCUGGAAGCCCUGCAUACCACUUACAAUACUGCUGAACACCCCACAGACAACAUGGAUAUCAAGUGGUGACAGCAAAGUUGGUAAAAGGACAACAUGUGUAAAUGACACUGGAAACAUUCUAUGCAAUCAGGAACACAUUCUUUGGACUUUAAUUAUGAAAGAGGUGGGUUUUUCCCCUUAAAUUCCAAAUACUUUUUUUUUCCUGAAAAGCCUAUAGUUUCUUAGGACUUCUAUUUUCUCAGUUAGCUUGGUGCUGUACCUUUCAACAGUACGUUUUGUCAAGGAAGAAUGAUUUCUCUGAAUUUAAAAAAUAUUCUUUGUCCUAAGGAUUAUUUUAAAGAUACAAGAUAUAAGGACAGUGAAUGGUGCUCCCUUAACCAAGACCAAAAUUUAAAAAAAAUUUUUUAAACUUGAAACUUAUAAUAUGUUAAAGAGAAAUGAUUGAAAAAGCUUCAUGUAAUCUUUUGAAAAAUGUAUCCAGGAACCCAAAGAUGAGUAGUCUAAUGCAAUGCCUGGAGUGAAAGGGGUGGUUUACUAUCAAAUGGAAUGGAUUUUCAGAUCAAAACAUGCAUCAUAAACAAACCAUUUCAAGGCCAGGAAUUCUUCUCUCAUUGGAAGAAGAGGCAGGAGAGGGAACCAGAUGUGAAUACAGGGGCCCAAAGCCUCUCUGAAAAUCAAGAGCCAGAGGGAAUAAAGAGAUAGAGGACCUACCAUGAGGGCCUGUGGGAAUGAGGACAGAGGCUUGGGGCACAGGGUACAGGGGAUGGGGUAGUGUGAGUCUUCUGAGGUCAUUGUAUACAUGUAUUAAAAAGGGAAGAGGUAUAGCUUUAAUAGAAGGCAUCAUUGGUAAGAUGGAAAACGAAGAGGGGUAGCUGAGCCAAGAACUCACGGUAAAAAAUGUUUUGAGUGGGGAAGGUAGUAGGAGAAGAAAUUGUCAUAAAUAGGCACAUGAGGUUUGGGGAUGUCCAGGCUCCUGGGUCCUAGAAGCCAAGCAUAGGUGACAUAGAGCAGGAACAUGAGGACCACACAGAGGAAGACUGGGAGAGAGUGCAAGAGAUUGAGACCCUCCUUACCACCACACUUUACAACCUGCAUUGUGGUACAUAGACCCUAUAUGGAGGAGGUCCAAGGAAAAGCACAAUGCCAAUGUCAAUGAAUAAUUCACCAAACCAGUUAGCAGAAUCAACAUUGCAUUUGACCCUGAUUGUGAAAGAAAUGGGAAAUGUAAACAACAAUCCUAUAAUUUAUGGAGAUUAACCUCCGUUUGACUAUAAUCCUUGAGACACUAAGCAAAUGUCCUUAGGAUUUCAACAGAGGACAAUGGAGGUAGAAUUAAAGAGUACAUAGAGACUUAAGGUAGAUUUUGACUAUCUUUUAGCAGACCUGCUUCUCCAAAGUACUUGGACAAAACUUUGUCAUCAGAAUUGGAUCUACAAAAAUAACUAACAUUUUUUGCUUAGAAAUUUUUUCCAAUUUUCCAAUUUUGUGUUUUAAAUAAAAUGCUCUGUAAGUCUCCCCAAAGAAAUGCCUAUCAGAACCUAAGUCAUUCUAGGAAGCAAUUGUUGAAAAUGGAAAACAGCAUUGGUCUGGGAGUGAGGAAACCUUGGUUCUAAUUCUGACUACUCUAACUACCUGUGUGGCCAUGAGCAAAUCAUUUUCGCUUCAGUUUUGCUGUCUAUACAAUGAUGAAAUAAAACUAGUUGGUCUCAAAAAUCCUUUUCAACUUUAGUAUUUCUGAUUCCUUUUCACACCCCUACCUUUUUUAGUCCCAUCUUUACCUACCUUCUUCUUCACUGCUCUGUUGGCAGCUUCCAAAUCAAAAGGGUUUUUGUCUCUUUCAUGCAAGGGAAAUUAAUUUAUCUACUCAUGCUCCAUAAACCACUUGUGUAGCAUAGUCUUCCUCUCAUCCACUGCAAGUACUAAUGGUUGUAGCCUUUCUCUUCCUAAAUAGAAAUAGGGAUUGGGGGUAGGGGGGAAUAAAUAUAAGGAAUUAGUUGCAGGGAAGUAGUCUGGAAAUACACAGUUCAAAACUAUCUUUGACUGGAUACAGUAAAUUCUGUGAAAAAAACAAACCUAUAAGUAAAUGCAAAUUUUCCUGAACAGCCUUUGAAGAUUGUCAAAAUAACUUUGGUUUCAACUCUCAUAUUUAUGGUGAUCCUAUAGCCUCCCUCAGUGUAAUUAUAACCUUGUAUGAUUAGAUAUUAGAUUACCAGUAUGUUUUAUGCACCUGUGUUUCUUCAUAUGAUAGAUAAUUAUGUAUACUGUGAUAAAUUAUAUAUUUUAGACCUGUUAUAUGUAUGGUUUUUGUUUUGUCCCAUUUUUUUUCUCUAAAAACAAUUCUCCAAGUAAUAAAACAUAAGGGAUAAUUGUGGAGAAGUAAUUGAAUAAUAUAAUUCUCCCUAGUAGGGGUUAGAACCUGGAACCAGAUUCAAUAAACAAAUCAACAACAUUAUUAAGUACCUACUUUUUGCCAGGUACUUUGCUAAGCUCUGAGGAUACAAAGAAAAAGAAAGGCAAAAACAGGUAUAUGUUAUUUCACCAUCUUUUAAGUCCAUAUGCCCAAAUGAUUUCUCCAUGGUGCUUCUACCAAGCUAUAGCCUAGAAACAAGAUGAAAAGGACUAGCAGACAAAGAAGCUGUUCAGUCACUUCUCAAUAGGCCUGGAACAUCAAGACUUGGCACUGGGUACACAUCUUCACAUUGUUCCUAAUGCUAUUGUUUUUAAACUGAAAUCAAGGAAGCUAUUUUUAAUAAUUAAUGUCAGUGGAUGAAAAUAGGACGGACUUAGAAUGAAACCUCUUCACAAUAGCUAGCACAUACCACAGUUUCCUACUUCACAUACAGGUGUCUGAGGCAAAAGCAAGUUGUGACCCAAUGGUUGAGGACCUCUCCAUUUUAAUCUCUUGAGGGGCAUGUAAUGAUGUUUGCCAUAUAAUUGAUUGUUAAUCUUAUCUUUAUAUGUUCCUUUGCUUCUGUUUAAAUAGAAGAACUCUAGGUACAAAGAGAGAAGUGAAAAUAGAUUAAUAGAGCUUUCCUCUCCCUGCCCCCCAUGCUUUAUUUGUAUUUUUUUGGUUAGAAUUCAGAUUCUAGAUGGAAUUUAGUGGUCCUGUAUCUUAUAAUGUAUUCUUGGUAGUGCUGCUUUUAACUUAUACUGUGAUCAUCUCAUGAAGAGGUAAGGUAAAGCUAUUGAUGAGAUAUCAUCCUUAGAGAGGAGUGGAGGUAACUUCCUACAGACUCCUCAACCUGUGUAUACUUUAGUGUUUUGUAGUAUACUGUACAAAAAGGCAAAAUAAACUUACACUCGUGAUAGCAGA